Molecule: messenger RNA, 2598 nt
Organism: Psylliodes chrysocephalus
Lineage: Eukaryota; Metazoa; Arthropoda; Insecta; Coleoptera; Chrysomelidae
Source: the annotation of a GenBank genome assembly
CCUUUUGUCAGUGUUGACAUUGAUUGCGGUAACAAUCAAAACAAAUAAGAUUUUGUAAUUAUUAUUUUUUUUAACAUGAAAAACAUAUUAGUGAUAGCUGUAAGGGCAAAAUAAGUAAAAAAAAUGUGGGUGGAAAAUUACCAUUGGCAUUACGAUUAUGCCCGUUUAGCUUGGGACACGGGGUUUUGUUUCGAUAAAUAUAAAUAUCCCAACUUGGAUAAGAAUAAGAUAUGUUUAAUAGACGUCGAGCGCAUAAUAAAAGAGAGGGACGUCGCUUCUGUAGAUCGAAAUAUUUCUACAGUUGUCCAAUACGUUUUGGAAAAUGACCAAGCAGAAGUUUUAGAUGUUAAUUUUGUCAAACUCUUCCGAUUAAGCCAACUAUCAGUAGAAUACUUAUUAUUUUGUAAGAAAUAUUUAGAUAGGACCGUUGUUUUGCUCAAAAAAGAUGUUGUUAAGUUGAAAGAGGAAAUAAAAGAAAUGAAAGCUUACACAGAAGAAUUGGAAACGCACAUAUCGUCUUCGUCUUCGAGAAAUACUCCAGUGGUGUCGUUCAAAUGCGACAUAUGUUCGAAAUUAUUCUCCUCGGAAGAUUAUUUGAAUUCCCAUUUGAAGAAAAGACACAACGGCGCUCAAAAUAAAAUUGGAGGAAAUUCCGAAGCGGAGAAGCUUCAUUCAGAGAUAAAAGAGUUGAAGGAAAGAUUGAACAACACCGAAAAGUUUAUACAGGAAAAACCGACCGAAAAAGAAAUUGAUACGUAUAAAAGCCAUUUUAAAGAAAUCGAUAAAGACUCGGACGAUAAAACGACAAAACUUGUGAGCGAAAUCCAAGACAGCUUCGAAAAAUUUCGAAAACAAGUCGAAGAGAAAAUGGGCAGUUUGCAAUCGGAGAAAAACUUUUUUACCGAAAAGUACGACAAACUUUUCGAAAUUGUGUUGCAGUACAAGAACAGAGAACACGAAAUCGUUAAAAUAGAUGAAAGUAAGCCGAUUGAAAUACCAAAAAUUGAAAAUACCACACAAACUAGCGUCGAUGAGUAUCAUAGUAAAAAGGAAAAAACAAAAAAUUUGCAAAUUUAUACCGUUCAGCAUGAAAACGUUUUCGAUGCAACAAAGAAAAUUAAAGAUGCUGAUGAUAGGGAGGAGAAUAUUGAUGAAAAAAUUGAAAGAAAAUUAAGCAAUUUUGAAGAAAAUAUAGAAAGUAAAAUUUCGAUAGGCCUAGGUCAUAUAGAAGACCAAAUACAAGCCUUCUGGGAAAAAUUAUCGGAAGUCGAACUGAACCAAACGAAAAUCGGCGACCACAUUCAAUCUACAGACGCGACCGUUCGACACACCACUUCAGACAGUUCUCCGCAAAAUAAACCUAAAAUCAAACCCAGAACGAAGCUGACCAAACAAACCACGCACGCUCCGGAAAAAGGAAGUAACGCCGAAAUUGUUAAACAAGAAUUAGACAAAAUACUGGCUAUGAAAAGCGAUUCUACAUCUAAACCCGAGAUCGGUAAAGUCCAGGUCAAGUUAGAAUCCAACUCUGAGUUUAAACCUGCCGUGGUUAAGUCAGCUGUUAGUAAAAUGUACGAAUCUACCACGGAGGAUGAUUUAUCCAUUGAAGAAGAUACGGAUUCGUCUGAGGAUUUUGACGAAGAUAAACCUAAGCGUGUAGAUGACGCUGUGAAUGGCGGUAUAACUUUGGUGAAGAAGAAAAACUCUCCGGUACAUCUUAAAAGCAGCGCCACCGACAGUAAAGUCUCACCGAAAAAACCUAUAAAAUUCGAGGUAAACUCGAGUAAACCUAAAAGUUCUAUAUUGAAGAACGUUUCUUCUAUAAAAGGCGACGUUAAAAUCAGCGAAAAAAACAUACGAACAAUGCGAAACCAACUGAAUGACCUAAUCGAUGUUAGUCUACAAGAAAUGGGGAUAAAUCCCCAUUGGAGAGGCAUUCCGAAGAAAACGUUCGAAAGGGCUUUGGAUAUUGUGAAUCAUCAGGCUUGUUUGAAUAAAAAGUGUCUUCCAAAUUAUGAUUCCAUAAAAAAAUCGAUCGAACAAUCAUUGAAUUCAAGCAAAGAACUGAAAAAACUUAAGCAAAAAGGACAGCCCACUGUUACCAGGGAUUCCCCGAAUCGAAAAAAGUCGAAACGCAAUGUUGUCAGACUUCAGAUUAGGAAACAUUUACCGGAGGAAACAGGAUUGAAGCCAGACUCCGCCGUGACGAUAAAAAACCGUUCCUUAUACGACACCGAAAGCGAAACCGACAUAAAAACGUAUCUGCCGAAAAAUUUCGAUCAGAAAAAAGUCCACAGUGCCGUCAUCGAAGAAUUGCAAUCCAAAUUUUCUGAAAAUCGACCCCAACAAGACACCGAUUCCGAUUUGAACUCGGUAGUUCUCUUCGAUCGAGAAGAUAAAGCGGAAACGAGAGAGAAAGACGAUACGAAAGAGACGAAAAGCGCUUUGAAAAAUGUCGCUGGUGACGGGGGCGGAGUGAAAAAGAAGGUGCUGUUCGACGUCGAGGAUUCGGAUAAGAAUGAUAUUAGAAAAAAUGAGGUUGAAGAUAGGAAAGACGGCGGGGAUAACAGUUUUUCUGAUUUUGAAAUUACCGAAUAG